CGUAGGGGGGGGGGCCAUGGCCUCGGUGCCCGUUUACUGCCUGUGCCGCCUGCCCUAUGACGUCACCCGCUUCAUGAUCGAGUGCGAUGGGUGCCAGGACUGGUUCCAUGGCAGCUGCGUGGGGGUGGAGGAGGAGGCAGCAGCCGACAUCGACCUCUACCAUUGCCCGAAGUGUGAGGUCCUGCACGGCCCCUCUGUCAUGAAGCGGCGCCGGGGCCCUCCGAAGCCUGCGGAGCCGGAGCCACCGCGCCCGGUCCGCACCGGGAGCGCUCAGUUCAUCCGGGAGCUGCGGGGCCGGACCUUCCCCAGUGCGGAUGAGGUCCUGCUCCGGCCCAGUGGGGCACAGCUGACGGUCGAGUACCUGGAGGAGAAGACUUUCAGUGUCCCCAUCCUGGUGGCUCGCAAGGAGGGGCUGGGAAUGACGCUGCCCCCCCCCACCUUCACCCCCCGCGACGUGGAGCACUAUGUGGGUGCUGAGAAGAUCAUCGACGUCAUGGACGUGGGGCGCCAGGCCGAGUGCCGCAUGCGCCUCGGGGACUUCGUCACCUACCUGGGGGGGCCCCGGCGCGACCGGGUCCUCAACGUCAUCAGCCUCGAGUUCUCUGACACCCGGCUCUCCAACCUGGUGGAGACCCCGCGCCUGGUGCGGAAGCUUUCCUGGCUGGAGAACCUGUGGCCGGGGGAGUCGGCGCGGGAGCGACCGAGCCUGCAGAAGUUCUGCCUCAUGGGAGCCCGCGACAGCUUCACUGACUUCCACAUGGACUGCGGGGGCACCUCCGUCUGGUACCAUGUGCUGAGGGGCGAGAAGAUCUUCUACCUGGCUCGCCCCACUGCGGCCAACCUGGCUCUGUUCGAGGCCUGGAGCAGCUCCCGCAACCAGGCCGAGCUCUUCUUUGGGGACCAAGUGGAUCGAUGCUACCGGUGUCCCCUGCGCCAAGGCCAGACCCUCUUCAUCCCCACAGGUUGGAUCCACGCCGUGCUGACCCCCGUCGACUGCUUGGCUUUUGGGGGGAACUUCUUGCAUAGCCUCAACAUCGACAUGCAGCUCAAGGCGUACGAGAUCGAGCGGCGCCUCAGCACUGCCACCCUCAAGUUCCCCAACUUCGAGACCAUUUGCUGGUAUGUGGGGAGGCACCUCCUGGACACCUUCCGAGGGCUGCGAGAGAACCGGAGGCACCCGGCUGCUUACCUGGUGCAUGGGGCCAAGGCGCUGACGGCCGCGUUCCGGGCCUGGACCCGCAAAGAGGUGCUGGGGGAGCACGAGCAUGAGAUCCCUGACACGGUGCGGCCAGGCCAGCUCAUCCGGGAGCUCGCCAAGGAGAUCCGGCUGGUGGAGGAGCUCUUCCAACAAAGCGCUGGGAAAUCAGGGACCCCCUUUGGCCCCCCCCGGGGAGUUCCCCCCCCCCUCAAGGAGCCCCCCCUCAAAAAGGGGGGGCCCCGCAAGCCCCCCCCCGCCUUGCGCCCCCCUGACGAGGGGGGGGGGCCCAAACCCCCCCAGGAGGAGGAGGAAGAGUUUGACCCCCCCAGUUCCAGCCCAGAGGAGACAGAUCCUGAUUCUGAGGGGGACCCCCAAAUCCUGCUGGCCAAUGGGGGAGCUCGGUCUCGUCGCAGCCGCCCAGGGGCCCGUUGGGGGUCGCAGGUGCCCCCAUCCCCCCCCUGCUCCCCACCCAGCCCCCCCCUGGACCUGGACUCGGAGGAGGAUUUGCAGAUUGAUGAGACCCCCCCGCGGCGCGGCCCCCGGCGCCUGCCCCGGCUCCCCCGGAAGCUGCCCCGGGCCAAGCCCUGCUCUGACCCCAACCGCGUGCGGGAGCCAGGGGAGGUCGACUUUGACAUCGAGGAGGACUAUACCACUGAGGAGGAGGAGGGGGGGGCCGGGGGCAGCGCUGCAGGGAUCCUGGACCUGCUCAAGGCCAGUCGGCAAGUGGGGGGCUCCGAGUACCCCCAGCUCAGCGAGGCCCCAGCCUCCCCCAGCACACGUGAGGCCAUCCAGGGCAUGCUGUGCAUGGCCAACCUGCCUGCCGGCACCCCCCUGGGCCCCCCCCCCGUGGUGGGCGGGGGGCAGGCCCUGAGCGAGCCGGGGGGGGGCGCUGCUGGGAUAGGGGGGGGCCCCCGACGAGCCCCCCCCCCGGCCCCCCGGAGCACAGACAGUGAGGAUGAGGCCAGCCUGGAUGAGCAGGACAGCCUGGGGGCUUGCUUCAAGGAUGCUGAGUACAUUUACCCCUCAUUGGAGUCAGAUGAGGAUGAUCCAGCGCUCAAAUCACUGCCCAAAAAGAAGAAGGUCACGGACGAUGCCCCUUGGAGCCCCAAAGCCCGGGUCACCCCCUCACUGCCCCGGCAGAGCCGCCCGGUGCGGGAAGGCACGAGGGUGGCAUCGGUGGAGACCGGACUGGCGGCCGCCGCUGCCAAACUGGCCCAGCAGGAGCACCGGAAGCUGCAGCGCCGGAAGGGCCCAGCCAAGCGCCGCCCCCCCUCUCCCCCUUCACCCGAGGAGGAAGAAGAGGAGGAAGAGGAGGAGGAAGAACCGGAGCCAGAACCCGAAGGGGACCCCGAAGGGGACCCUGAACCUGAGCCCGAAGUCGAGCCCCCCCCGGAGCCCCCCUACCCCCCCAGCCUGGCGGACCACGAGUACACGGCUCGCCCUGGAGGGGGGGGACCAGGCCUUGGGGCGCCCCAAGCAGGGCGAGCGCCCACCCCUAUGGCCCCUGGAGUGUUCCUGACACAGCGCCGCCCCCCCCAUGCCCCCCCAGCGGCUGCACAGGGGAAGCGCCCCAAGAAGGGGUUGGCCACGGCCAAGCAGCGCCUGGGCAGGAUCCUCAAGAUCCAUCGCAAUGGGAAGCUGCUCCUUUAAGAGGAGGGGUGGGGCCAAGGGGUUGGCCACGCCCCUAAAAGGCGGAGCGAAGAAUAGACCACGCCCCUAUUUCCACGCCCCGCCAAGGAGCUGCAAGGGAUCGGGAGUGGUUACCUUUGGCCACGCCCAGGGGGCGGUCCGAGUCGCGGCCACGCCCCCACAAUAAACUUAGACGGAGGGGGCGUGGUCACGUAGAAGCCACGCCCUCCGUUGGCUGCCCAUAACACCCCCUUCCGCAAAGGGGCGGGGCUUCGUGGAGGCGCGCUACACCCUCGCCUUCCCAUUGGCUGCCAGCCAAGGAGCGGGCGGGACUUUGCCGCCCAUUGCCGUUACUAUUGGAGGAGGCGGGCCCGCCCCCUUGGACUGGAGAAGGGGCGGAGCUUUCUCUGAUUGGUCCCUGACUGGAUUUCUCUUUCCCCACGUGUUUUCAGGUUGAUUGACGGGGGGCGGGGCCGCUUCCCAUUGGCUGCCCCCUGUUUUGUAGGCGUGUCCCUCGGCGCGGCCCCUCCCCCCUUUUGUAUUUGUUAGAAUAAAAAAAAAAUGAUUAAAACCAGG
This is a messenger RNA of Melopsittacus undulatus (budgerigar), 3403 nucleotides long. It is a transcript of the gene PHF8, whose product is annotated as PHD finger protein 8. The record is from RefSeq and is a predicted model, not a curated record. Lineage: Eukaryota; Metazoa; Chordata; Aves; Psittaciformes; Psittaculidae. Gene Ontology annotation, biological process: protein demethylation; regulation of transcription by RNA polymerase II. Gene Ontology annotation, molecular function: histone demethylase activity; transcription coregulator activity.